Sugiyamaella lignohabitans is the source of this 279-nucleotide messenger RNA. RefSeq names its product proteasome core particle subunit beta 1 (gene PRE3). The transcript has a single exon. The record is from RefSeq and is a predicted model, not a curated record. The coding region runs from base 1 to 279 and encodes 92 amino acids. NCBI's taxonomy places the organism in Eukaryota, Fungi, Ascomycota, Dipodascomycetes, Dipodascales, Trichomonascaceae. Gene Ontology annotation, cellular component: proteasome core complex.
AUGGCAGUUAAAUUCAAAGAUGGUAUUAUCUUAGGUGCUGAUAGUAGAACGACCACUGGUGCUUUUAUUGCCAAUCGUGUUACUGAUAAAUUGACACAAGUUCAUGAUAAGGUGUGGUGUUGUCGUUCUGGUUCUGCAGCGGACACACAAGCUGUAGCAGAUAUUGUCCACUACCAUUUGCAAGCAUAUGCCGCUGAGAAUAACGAACCCCCAUCGGCUAAAGUAGCUGCUUCUAUUUUCAGGGUGCUAUGUUAUAACAACAAAGACAACUUAAGGUGA